Molecule: messenger RNA, 1271 nt
Organism: Eupeodes corollae
Lineage: Eukaryota; Metazoa; Arthropoda; Insecta; Diptera; Syrphidae
Gene: Clp
Product: cleavage and polyadenylation specificity factor subunit 4
Exons: 2
Coding region: 160-1128 (322 amino acids)
Molecular function (GO): zinc ion binding; RNA binding
Source: RefSeq, a predicted model, not a curated record
UAUUUCUCACUUUCUUCACCUUCCCCAGUGUAUAUGUUUUUUUGUAAGGUGUUUUAGCUGGUUAGACCGGGCAGGCAUUUUUCAAUGCAUUUUCCAUAAUAAAUAGAAAAUAAACAAUUUAUUUAAAAGAAUCGCCUUCACUUAACACAACACAACACCAUGGAUAUUAUCAUAGCGAAUGUAACUCACAUCGAGUUCAAAAUAGAAAAAGAUCUAAAUGGACAAUUCGGUGCGCUUCCACUACCCUUCCCUGGAAUGGACAAAUCAACGGCGGCGGUUUGUCAAUUCUUUAACUGUGCCGAUGGCUCCAUGUGCGACAAAGGUGCUGCUUGUCCCUUCCGACAUGUACGCGGGGACAGGACGGUCGUUUGCAAACAUUGGCUACGUGGAUUGUGCAAAAAGGGUGAUCAGUGUGAGUUUUUGCACGAAUACGAUAUGACAAAAAUGCCUGAAUGCUACUUCUACUCUCGAUUCAAUGCGUGCCACAACAAAGAAUGUCCCUUCCUGCACAUUGACCCGGAAAGCAAGCUUAAGGACUGUCCGUGGUACGACAGAGGAUUCUGUCGACACGGUCCCCAUUGUCGCCACAGGCAUGUGCGACGCGUGCUGUGCAUGAACUACUUGGCCGGUUUCUGUCCCGAUGGCUCUGCUUGUAAAUACAUGCAUCCGAGAUUUGAACUUCCAGCGCCUCCUGAAAUCCCCAAAGAUCAAAUGGUUAAGCGCUUACCUACUUGUCACUAUUGCGGCGAAUUGGGUCACAAGGCGUCUGGUUGUCCGAAGAUGCCUCCGGAACAGAGAGAAAUGACAAUACGGCAGGAGGAACAACGUUUCCGUUCACUCUCAUACUACAAACAACAAGUGCAAAACCAUCACCACUAUCACCAUCAACCGCAUCAUCAGCAACAACAACAGAACAAUCCGAAUAAUGUAAGCACAACGGUGCCAGAGGAAAAUGCCGCCGAAGGUGCCAUCAAACAAGAAUCCCCACAGAAACCCAUACCCAGGCCCCUGGAAGAGAUAACUUGCUAUAAAUGUGGUCACAAGGGUCAUUAUGCCAACAAAUGCCCCAAGGGUCAUCUCGCUUUCUUGUCGAACCAACAUAGUCACAAGAAAAAAGACAGCACCUAACAUAGGGCUCAUCAUACUUAGUAAAAAGAUUCCCAUCAAAGGAUCUUGGCUUAUAGGAACAUGUAUCGUUAAAAAAGAGGAGAAAAAUCAACAACAUGGUGUAUACCCAGUUAUGUUAGUUUUUAUUUCGAGUAAUAAUUAAA